GGGAGAUAAUAGCAGAGAAAUGUAGCUACGCAGCGGUGAGCUGGUUGAGAAGAAACUUAUUUGUAGAUUAUUCUGUAGCCCUACAGAGUCUUAUUUUCCAGCCGAUAGUCCAUAUUUUGAAAAUAAGCAUCGUUUAGUUUAAAGGCUGAGGAAUUAUCACUCAAGGUUCAAUGCAAGACUGGUGUAAAAAGAGGCCACACGAAUGGCACAAGUAUAUAAAUCAAGAAGUGAGAGUCACAGCACAUGAUAAAAAUGAAUAUCAAGGUUGGGUUUUCACCGUGGAUCCAGUGUCUGGAAGUGUGGUCCUUGUGACCCUCCAUGGGCAGCAGAGCACAUCUGUUAGAGUAGUGAUGGGCCAUGCUGUGAGGGAUGUGGAGGUUCUGAAGGAGGGAGAUGAGGAAAUUGCACAGCAGUUAAAUGCUCUGUUCAUGCCUGCUGGAUCUCAAGUCCUUACUAAUGAUGAGCUGAAGCGAAGGAAGGAGGACUUGCGCCUGUGGCUGGAGAAGAACCGGAUUCCUGUGACGGAGGAGGAAGACACUCUGCGGGUGGCCAAUGUCCUCACUGUUAGCCCGCCUUACGGUUCAGGAGACUGCUCCAGCUCCAAUGAAAUUAUUCUGGCUAGAGUACAGAGUUUAAUCGAGAGUUACCCUGGCCCAGACAAAGAGCAGUGAGACAGCUUUUUGUAAUGGGACACUGUUCCUUGUACUGGUGUUAAAAGAUUUCUGAAUUUUGAUGUUGAAUAGAUUUAGACUGUGAGCAUUUCAGAAUCGUGUUUUGGUUCUGGAAUUUCUUUAUAGCCACC
Messenger RNA from Chanos chanos (milkfish), 802 nucleotides. RefSeq names its product gem (nuclear organelle) associated protein 6 (gene gemin6). The record is from RefSeq and is a predicted model, not a curated record. Gene Ontology annotation, biological process: spliceosomal complex assembly; spliceosomal snRNP assembly. Bases 171 to 671 code for a protein of 166 amino acids. Gene Ontology annotation, cellular component: nucleus; SMN complex. Lineage: Eukaryota; Metazoa; Chordata; Actinopteri; Gonorynchiformes; Chanidae. The transcript is spliced from 2 exons.